Molecule: messenger RNA, 4637 nt
Organism: Dimorphilus gyrociliatus
Lineage: Eukaryota; Metazoa; Annelida; Polychaeta; Dinophilidae
Source: the annotation of a GenBank genome assembly
AUUAUACGUUAAAUGGAAGUGAUGUGAUGUGGAAGGCGUCACAAAAGUUACUUCUUAUAGAUGAAACAGCAAAAGCAAUACAUGGAAUAAAAUUUUGCUCAAAGUAAAGAAAGAAUAUUUAAAUAAUAAAAAAGGACAGUGCCAAAAGCUUCGAUGCAAUAAUGACGGAAAAAAAGAAUCUCUGUCCUCGUCUUCUGGAUUAUGUCGUUAUUGUGGGUUCUCGGCAUCCAUCCCGUAAUAAUAAUGUUGCCCAGACUCCUGAACUACUUCGAAGAUAUCCCGUAGAAGAUCACAAAGACUUUUCUCUUCCUCCGGAUGUUGUUUUCUUUUGCCAACCAGAGGGUUGUAUAAGUGUUAGUGCAAAGAAAACUGCUCUUCAAUCAUCCACCUCAUUCGUAUUUACGCUAACGGAAAAAGAUUCCGGCGUUGAACGUUAUGGAAUGUGUUUGAACUUUUAUAGACCAUAUGAACGCCGUGCUCCUGUAUCUGAUCACUACAAAUUUGAUCGACAUGCUCCUUCGUUGUCGGAUUGCAGUUCAUCGUUGAGUCUUCCGUCCCAGGAGGAGGAAAGACCUCGUUCUCCUAAAUCGCCACACACGCAGAGACGUAAAAAGACAGCAUCCAAAAUUCGAAAUAAUACUUUAACAUCUCUUUGCAUUAUAAGUCAUCAUCCAUUCUUUAAGACUUUUAGGCAAUGUUUAAACGUCUUCAGGGAAACUGUUAAAGCUUGCAACGAAAGAUCAGGGCCUAAAAGAGCCGGAGGUUCGAAAUGCAUCUACAGGGAUACUGUUUGGAGUGUUUUAACUGGUCAAUCUACAGAAAAUAUGCCCAGUUUAGUAAUGAGAGAGGUGCAAGAGAUAGAAAAAUGGAUAUUUAGGCUACUCAGCGCUCCUGUUCCGGUACCCGGAAAGACUCGCGUUGAGGUUGAAGUGCUUCCAUCCGAUAUUUAUUCACCGUUUCUUUUUGCUUUACCCGAACGAAAUCGUUUUUCAUUGGUUGAUUUCCCCCUUCAUCUACCUCUAGAAUUACUCGGGGUCGAUACAUGUUUGAAAGUAUUAACGUGCAUUAUGCUAGAACAUAAGGUUAUAUUACAAUCUCGGGACUAUAACGCUUUAACAAUGAGUGUAAUGGCUUUCGUAUCCAUGCUGUACCCAUUGGAAUACAUGUUUCCUAAGAUACCACUCCUACCAACGUGUAUGAGUUCGGCCGAACAGCUACUACUAGCACCUACACCUUUUAUAAUUGGUAUACCGGCAACUUUUCUGAAAUACAAAAAGAAUUUCCGUCUACCCGAUGAUGUUUGGUUAAUAGAUCUUGAUUCCAACUCGAUUACGAAACCAAAGAAUGCCGAAGAUUUACCUACAAUUCCAGAGCCGGAAGCCUCUACUUUAAAGAACCAUCUGAAACAGUUACAGACUAAAAGCGAUUACAACAAAAAUGCCUUGGCGAGUAUGAGCAUGAAUCCACAACCCAUAAAGAAUUUGGAUGCUUUGGCACAAAAUCCUGAUUUGUGGCAGGCUCGAAGAGAAAGUAUGACCACUACGUCGACGGGUUUUAAUCCGUUAAUUUACGGAAAUGACAUAGAUUCAGUCGAUGUAGCUACAAGAGUUGCUAUGGUACGAUUUUUCAAUUCGCAAAACAUACUUGGGAAUCUAUCGGAACAUACUAGAACGUUAAGAUUGUAUCCAAGACCCGUUGUUGCUUUCCAAAUGGCUAGCUUUUGUAAAUCGCGGCCGAUACAGAGUCAGUUUACUAGUAAGCUAGCUCGGACUCAGGCUGUAGAAUAUUUCGCUGAAUGGCUACUCAGGCCAUCGAAUGAUGCAUUUGCAAGGGUGCAAACUUGGACAGUUGAUCCUAAGCAGAUUGGUGAUAAACCUAAGUGGUAUAGUCAACAACUUCAACUCAUCGCCUUUCCCCUUUUCGAUGAGGAAACGUCAACGCUGGGUGCCGCUGUUAGAUCGUUGAGAGAACAGGCAACUUCUGAUGAUGUUCCUACAGACGAAAGUGGAAGUGAUAGCGAAGAGGGUGCUGCAUCAACAAGUUCUAGUUAUUCAUCUUUAUCCGAUUUUGUUAUAGACAUACAAAAUAGUGAAAUAAAUGGCGAAACUCCAGAAAUCUAUCACGAAAGCCAAGUUCUAACUGUAGAUGAAUCUAGAGUAUUUAGUCCGCCGUCAAAAUUACACGUUCCAGAAGCUCCUACGAGUGGACCUGACGAAGAUUCAGAUUCGACAGAUGGUUCCAGUAGCCCUACUUAUUCGACAAAUGUCCGACCGCAAUUUCCAUUGGCGGAUGUGCCACCACAUCCUGAUGAAAAGACAAAAACAUCUUCACAAAAGUGCGAAGGAGAAUAUUUCCGUUAUGAUUCGGGGAAUUUGGCGGCUAGGGGAAUGCAACAGUUGAAGUCUUCCGGAAAACCGGAAUCGCCAACGCCCCAAACUCCGACUUCAGGUUCUCCAGGGCGACCGCAACGUCCUCCACCGCCGAAUUUAAAAAGCAGGAGUUUAAGUCGUUCGGAUAGUCAAAAAAGUCAAAAAGGAGAAAAUAUACAAGAAAAACAAGCAACGUUGUCAUCACCAUCAACAAAAGCAAGAACCGAAUCUCAAAGUUCGGUUUUCUCAACUAUAAGCAAUCAAUUGGACGAUGUUACCGAAAGUGCUUCUUCCAAAUUAUCAGAAAUUUUUGGCAAUUCUAAGCCUGCACUAUCUACGAAAUCACCAAAGCCCUAUGCACCUUUAGGCAGUAAGAAAUCUCUAGAAAAGUCAUCUCUUUCUAAAGCUGUUGCUAAAAGAAUGGAACCACAAACUGUAAAGCAGGCAACGAUAGAGAAUAAAGCAGUUACAAACAAUGAAAGUCAACAAUUUUUAAAAGAUGUCGUUAGUGACGUCUUGGUUGGUCAAGGCGUUGGAUUCUUUAGAGCCUCUAAGGUUAAAAAACUAAUGGAGGACGAGAAUUAUAGAAAUCUUGUUCUUGGUCGUCUAAAGGCGUCUAACGAGAGGAAGCUAACAGACGAAGAUCGUUAUGUCGAGGACGUUUGCAUUUCCAAGAAAGUGUUUAAAGACAUGUUAACGCUAAUGAAAAUUAUCAUUGGGGGUCUGGAGCAUUCUUUUCAAAAUAAUAAUGGUUUAGGUGGAAUGUCAUCGGCUUUCGCUUUAUUAGAGAUUAUUCAUACUCACUAUUGGGAAAAGGAUAAUGGAUCAAAUAAAAGCGAAUCGAGCAACCCAUCUUUGACUAAUUCACCGUUUGGAAGUCGUGAAAGCCUUAGCUCAAUGGUGACAGACUCUUCACACGAUCCUGUUGGUACAGUAGGAAAUGCAAAUGUUACUACUGAUGAGCAGAGUAUGGUUGAACCAAAUGCAAAUAUUGUAGCGACAAAUAUAGUCAUAACUGAUACGGCUGGGUUGGAGAGGACUAGUGGAGAACAAGGAGACUAUUUGAGAGAGUUAGUUAAGAAUAAAGAGUUGAUGAGAGGAAAGAAGAGCGAUUUAGCAAAACUAUCUUCAAUGGACUCUGAAAUAUCUGACGCUAGUACUCUUGUUAGCACCAGCUCAGAUUUUACUGGUGAAGAUGGUAGAAGAAAUUUAAAAUUAGGUCAGCACAGUUCUUUUAGAAGCUACGUUUCGGAUACAGAAUUAGAGUCUACUGUUACUGGAAGUACGAGCAAAAGUAGGCGAUCUCUAACCCUUUUGAGUAAUGCUAAAACUCCUAUGAGCGGGGGAUAUCGUUACACGGAUGGAAAUUUACUGACUUUUAGCUUGCCUAGUCCAGAAAAUAAGCGCACAUAUUUAUUCGAACCGACGGUUGCCAGAGAAAGAUCAUGGCUAUGGGACAAAUUACAAUUUUGGGAAGAUUCCUUCCUCGAUGCAGUAGCCCAAGAACGAGAUAUUAUUGGUAUGGAUCAGGGAAUAGGUGAGAUGAUUGAAAGAUACGAGUCACUGAAAGACGUCGAGAGAAAACGAGUAGAACAUGACGAAGACAAACUGUUAACGACAAUGUUGUAUAAUAUGAUUGCUUUUAUGGUCAUGAUGCGAGUUAGUAAGAAUGAAAUAAAGAGAAAGGUGAGAAGGCUUCUUGGGAAAUGUCAUAUUGGUUUACAGUAUAGCGCACAAAUCAACAAGCUUUUGGACGAAAUUCAUAAACUGAAUGCCAAUGACAUUGAUCUUAAACCAGUUGGAAGUAGGAUGAUGUAUAAACUCUCGUUCAACGUUCAUAAAGGUCAGGAUAAUAGUGGAGAAAUGCUAUUUAUGGAAGUUUGCGAUGAUUGUGUAAUACUUCGUAGCGUUAAUGGCACAAUUAGAGACAGAUGGUGGUAUGAGAGAUUGGUCAAUAUGACAUGUUGUAGUCAAACUAAAGUUAUAUGCUUUUGGCGGGAAAAGAACGGCAAAUCCGAACCAACAACAUUCUAUACAAAAAAAUGUAAAGAAUUGUACGAGUGCAUUAAGGAUGCUAUGGAUAAAGCCAGACCCAAACCUUUCGACAUUAGUUCGAAAUCGCCUGGUGGUACGUUUCCUGUGCAAGACGUUAAAACUGGUCAGGGUGGUAUUCUAAAAGUUUGUAAAGAUGGAAUUAAUUUAUUACUACACAGUAGUAAGGAUUUAGUCUCGCAGAAAAUGUAUAUCGUUCUCUUACUUAAUUUAUAA